AUGUUGGAUAGGCAAGCUCAAGAGCGAGAUAAUGCGACCGCCCAAGCUUCUGAGGCUGCAGCUGCUGUAGUUAAUGAGAAUGCUGGUGUUGGAGGAAAUCAAGCCCAGCAAGGGCAGGUUCAACCAGCAGGGGUUAGACAGAUGCCCCAAUUAGUGGAACAGUUCAUAAAGUUGAAGCCGCCUCAGUUUCAUGGUAGUGGUGACCCCGAGACUGCACCGAGAUGGGUGGAAUCAUUGGAGAAAACUUUUAAAGUUUUGGGGUGCACCGAUGAGGAGAUGGUAACAUUGGCGGUUUAUCAGUUGCAGGACGGUGCAAAUGAUUGGUGGAAGGCCACAGAAGGCAGAGUAUUCCCUGAAGGAACGGCACCAACUUGGGCAGUCUUUGUUGAGAGUUUCUAUGAGAAGUAUUUUUCGGAGAACGCCUAG
Molecule: messenger RNA, 426 nt
Organism: Syzygium oleosum
Lineage: Eukaryota; Viridiplantae; Streptophyta; Magnoliopsida; Myrtales; Myrtaceae
Exons: 1
Coding region: 1-426 (141 amino acids)
Source: RefSeq, a predicted model, not a curated record